AUGACUCCCCGUCACAUAUCCUCUGUUGGAUUAUCAUUUUUCAAGGCGCGCGGCUACGCAACAACUGCAAAACCGCGUCGCCUCAACGUCCCGAUCGACUUUAAAACUACUCCGUUGCUGCAUCAUUCCCCGAGGACAUUCCAGAGCAAUGGAAUUCCCGAUGAAGGGCCGUCUAAGCGACUCAAUCUUUGCCAGGCAGUCAAUUCUUCCUUAGCGACCGCACUGCGUUCAUCCAAAGACGUCCUUUGCUUCGGCGAGGAUGUUGCUUUUGGAGGAGUCUUCCGCUGCACAAGUGGGCUUCAAAGCGAGUUUGGACCCGAGCGCGUCUUCAAUACCCCUUUAACGGAGCAAGGAAUCGUCGGGGCCGCUAUUGGUGCGGCGGCGGAAGGACGAAAGCCAGUCGUUGAGAUCCAAUUUGCCGAUUAUGUCUUCCCUGCAUUUGAUCAAAUUGUCAAUGAAGCCAGCAAGUUCCGCUACCGAGAGGGUGCGACCGGAAGCAACCUUGGAGGAAUGGUCAUCAGAAUGCCAUGCGGAGGUGUCGGGCACGGUGCAUUGUACCAUACCCAAUCACCAGAAAGUCUGUUCUGCCACAUCCCAGGAUUCAAGGUCGUGAUGCCGCGGUCACCCUCUCAGGCAAAGGGUCUUCUUCUAUCUGCGAUUCUCGAAUCUAAAGACCCGGUCAUAUUUCUAGAGCCUAAGAUCCUCUAUCGCGCUGCUGUCGAAGAGGUCCCGGAGAGCUCGUACACGCUACCCCUGAGCAAAGCUGAAGUCCUGAAACAAGGCGCCAAUCUCACAAUCAUUUCAUAUGGCCGACCUCUCUAUACCUGCCAGGCUGCAAUUGAGGCUGCCGAAAAGGAUAUGCCGGGUGUCUCAAUCGAGUUGAUCGACUUGCGAACGAUGUAUCCCUGGGAUAGAGAAACUGUGAUUGAAAGUGUCAAGAAAACCGGUCGAGCUAUGAUAGUUCAUGAAAGUAUGGUUAAUUUUGGCGUUGGUGCAGAGGUUGCCUCGACAAUACAGGAGAAGGCAUUCUUUCAUCUUGAAGCUCCCAUUAAGCGGGUUGCUGGGUGGACCACCCACACUGGGCUAGCCUGGGAGAAGUAUAUUCUUCCUGAUGUUACCAGGGUUUACGAUGCCAUCCAUGAGACACUGGAAGCUUAG
Molecule: messenger RNA, 1158 nt
Organism: Penicillium odoratum
Lineage: Eukaryota; Fungi; Ascomycota; Eurotiomycetes; Eurotiales; Aspergillaceae
Product: alpha-ketoacid dehydrogenase subunit beta
Exons: 3
Coding region: 1-1158 (385 amino acids)
Biological process (GO): response to nutrient; branched-chain amino acid catabolic process
Molecular function (GO): catalytic activity
Source: RefSeq, a predicted model, not a curated record